AUGUCGACCGAAAUCGUCGAUGUCAAGGAGAUGGUCGCCAUGUUUCUGCAUGUAUUGGCACAUGAUGUCAAGAAUAGAAUCAUCCAGCGGGAUUUCGUGCGAUUAGGAGAGACUGUUUCCCGUCACUUUAACCUCGUACUGUUGGUGGUGUUGCGAUUGCACGAUGAGUUGUUGAAGAAACCCCAGCCAAACUACCUUGGGGCAUUUGAUGACACGUACAUCAAGGUGAACGUGCCGCAAACCGAUAGGCCUAGGUAUAGAACACGUAAGGGAGAAGUUGCCACAAACGUCCUCGGUGUGUGUGAUACGAAAGGCGACUUCAUCUUCGUAUUGGCUGGUUGGAAAGGAUCUGCAGCAGAUUCACGCAUUCUUCAAGAUGCUAUUGCACAACCAAAUGGGCUGCAUGUUCCUCAGGAUAAUCAAAUGUUUUAUGCCUCGAACAUAUACUUCCUACAACGUCAAGCAAAUUAG
This is a messenger RNA of Cucumis sativus (cucumber), 471 nucleotides long. RefSeq lists its product as uncharacterized. Bases 1 to 471 code for a protein of 156 amino acids. The record is from RefSeq and is a predicted model, not a curated record. The transcript has 2 exons. Lineage: Eukaryota; Viridiplantae; Streptophyta; Magnoliopsida; Cucurbitales; Cucurbitaceae.